This is a messenger RNA of Lingula anatina, 2528 nucleotides long. RefSeq names its product heterogeneous nuclear ribonucleoprotein U-like protein 1. The record is from RefSeq and is a predicted model, not a curated record. Lineage: Eukaryota; Metazoa; Brachiopoda; Lingulata; Lingulida; Lingulidae. Gene Ontology annotation, molecular function: protein binding; RNA binding. Gene Ontology annotation, cellular component: nucleus. Gene Ontology annotation, biological process: alternative mRNA splicing, via spliceosome.
AGGAAGCCUGUAGAGCUGCCUUACCAACAUAAGUUAUAAACUGUAAAGAAAAGAAGAGAUUUGUACAGACGCUUGAGAAUAAUAUAUUUAAGCUUGAAGAGCCUUGUCGUGGACAUUGGUUAUUAUUUCUGUUAAUGUAUGUGUUCUUUUAUUUGGGCUUGACUUUGAUGUAAAUGAAUUGAUUCAUCAAAAAGAUGUGAUAAUCAAUCUUAUUGAAUGGAAUAACACAAUUUUUAAUCAACCUGUGAAUCCUGUAUGCAUUAUCUCUGUCAAUUGAAAUGGAAACUUUUGACAGUUUUGGGGCUUCUCAAAUUUACAUUGUGAUCUACAAGUGACAGGAAGGCAUGAGGGAUUGGUUGUGGAAUGUAUCGAUUUAAUAAAUCUGGUGUUGUGUAAGAAUGGUCUGUUGUGGAAAUUUUUUCCAAUUGUGUUACCAAUUUAAUGAGAAAUCCAAUUGAAGAAUGAGAACUGAAGAUAAAGAAGAUGGAAUUUGGAAAAAUUCUUUGGGAAUCAGAAAACCACAAAGAGGAAGAGGGUGCUGACCAAGUAAUGAAUGAAAAGAGUGAAGAAGCAUCCGAACAACCAGCUGAAGAGGAAGAAUCUAUGGAACAAGGUAAUAGUGUGAGUGCUGUAGAUGUAGCACAAACUGAAGAGAAGAUGGAUAGACAAAAAGAGAUGCAGGAGGAAAAAGAAAAGGCAGAGGAUGAUGUGAAACGGGAAGAUAAUAACCAAGAUAACAAAGAAGAGAAGAGAGGCAGGAAAAGAUCUCGUUCAAGAAGUCGAUCAAAGGACCGGAGCAGAAGGAAAUCGGGCUCACCCCACAGACAGAAGUCUAGGUCAAGGUCAAGAGAUAGGCACAGACAUUCCCCGAGGGGGAAAAGUCCACCAAGGGAAGAAGAGAGUGAAGAAUGGCUGAGUGCUACAGAUGUACAGUGGGACAGAUAUAACUCUGACUUGAAUCUGAAGAUUGACAAGGAUGGUUUCAAAUGUGUUCCUCUAACCAUGGAAGGCUUUGCAUUCAUGUGGGCAGGUGCAAGAGCUAUGUGGGGAGUUAAGGAAGGGAAGGUCUGCUAUGAGGUCAAGAUCAUGGAGCAAAUCAAAGUAGACCAUCUCCCUGAUGAAGAGACGAGCAGACAUGUGGUCCGUGUUGGCUGGUCCACAGGGGAUACAAGUAUGCAGCUAGGUGAAGAACCCCAUUCCUAUGGUUAUGGUGGUACUGCAAAAUCAUCAGUAAACUGUAAAUUCAAUGACUAUGGUGAGACAUUUGGAGAGGGAGAUGUCAUUGGAGCUUAUGUGGACUUUGAGAGUGAUCCAGUCAUCAUAAAUUUCACCAAGAAUGGUGUUGACCAAGGCAACUGUUUUGAAGUCCCUGCCUCUGAACUUGAAGGGAAAGCAUUGUUCCCUCAUGUCCUCACAAAGAACACAGAAUUUGAGGCCAACUUUGGGCAGAAAGAGGAACCAAUGAGUACCAUCUUGGAAGGCUUCACUUUUCUGAAUGCUGUGCCAGUAGAGAGCCGCCAGAGAGGUGCACUACCACCAGAAAAGAAGGAAGACUGUGAGGUCCUUAUGAUGUGUGGACUGCCUGGAAGUGGCAAGACCUACUGGGCUAACAAACAUGUAGCAGAGUUUCCAGAUAAACAAUAUUGCAUUCUUGGUACAAACAACAUUAUUGAUAAGAUGAAGGUGAUGGGCUUGCCUCGCAAGAGGAACUAUGCAGGACGCUGGGACGUUCUCAUUGACAAAUCUACAAGAUGCCUGAACCGGCUUUUGGAGGUGGCUGCCAGAAAGAAAAGGAACUACAUUUUAGAUCAGACAAAUGUGUAUCCAUCGGCCCAGAGACGUAAAAUGCGCCCUUUUGAAGGCUUUCAACGCAAGGCUAUAGUGGUAAUACCAACAGAUGAGACGUUCAAAGAGAGGAUUGCAGGUCGGGAGAAAGAGGAGGGCAAAGAUGUGCCUGAACAUGCAGUACUUGAAAUGAAAGCUAACUUUCACCUGCCAGAGGUUGGCAGUCCCUUUGAUGCUGUGGAAUUUGUAGAGCAAAGCAAAGAAGAAGCUGAGAAGCUUGUGAAACAGUACAAUGAGGAGGGUCAGAAGAUGUUUCCUCCUCAUAAACGUUUCCGAAGUGAUGACAGGCGUGGAGGUCGUGAUUUCCGUGGUGGAGAUAGGCGUGAUUUCAGGGGUCGCGGAGGAGGUUACCAAGAUCGCAAUCGCUACGGAGGUGGUGGUGGUGGCCGCGGGGGUGGCUUCAGGGACAGAUAUGGAGGCAGGGAUGACCGUGGAAGGGGAGGAAGAGGUUCUUAUGGAGACCAUCAUGGCUACCAGGGCAGAUCUCAUUCAGGCAGGGGUAAAUGAGCAUUAUAUGAAGUAGUUCAUCCACUUUUACGAACAGCCUCAAUGCUUUGCACCUCAAGGAUGGACACAUCAUCUUGUCACUGUUGAUCGUUAGUUCAUCUCGACCCAGUAACCAGUGCAAUUCAACCUUCUGCUUCGUAUAAAAUGGAGAUCUAGAGAGAGUGUUGCAUAACUGA